This is a messenger RNA of Fusarium coffeatum, 474 nucleotides long. RefSeq lists its product as uncharacterized. The transcript has 2 exons. Gene Ontology annotation, cellular component: membrane. The record is from RefSeq and is a predicted model, not a curated record. Bases 1 to 474 code for a protein of 157 amino acids. NCBI's taxonomy places the organism in Eukaryota, Fungi, Ascomycota, Sordariomycetes, Hypocreales, Nectriaceae.
AUGGGUCGCGUCGCUUUCUUGUCUCUGCGAUUUUUGCAGCUGGUCUUGUCUGUCGCUAGUAUCGGUUUGAGUGCAUAUGUUGUCCAUGAUUACGACCAGAGAAGUCGAGGCUCAGCGCCUUCGCCGUUUUCCUACCUCAUGACCUCGUCCAUUGUCUCGAUCAUCUCCGUCGUCUACCUCACCGUCGCUCCUCUUUACAUCCCUCGUAUCUACCACCAAUACGCUGGAGUCGUUGUCGAGUCUGUCAACGCCGCUCUCUAUUUCGCCGGGUUCAUCGCCAUUGCCGUCUUCAUCGGGUCGCUUAUCAUGUGUGAGGGAACCGUUUGCUCGUGCGCUCGUGCCGAUGCCGUUGUUGCUGCUGGACAGUUUACAGCGUGGAUCACGACGACCGCCUUUACAGCCAAGGAGCUGUUCCAAAAGACUUUCCAGGAGCCCAAGAAGGAUAUCGACGGCCGGGAAAUGGGACAGGCUUGA